GAAAAUUUUACUUUCAUUUUGUAUUUGUUUGCAUUUUGUUUUUCGUGAAAAUGCAGAAAAUAUGCUGAGAAAGAAUUAAAAAAUAUGCCAUAAGUUAAUGUGGAAUGAUUGGAAUGGCUCGAAGAAAAAGACGUGAACAGCUGAUCAUCAGUGGGUUGCUGAUUUUCUGCAUCGCUCAAACGUUUGACACAAAGUGGAAUAUCCUCAAUGUCAGGCACUACUUUUCACAGAGGUCUCCUAUACCAUUCACACAGAAAUUAACACAAGAUAGCCAAUCCUCCUUAAAGAAAAGCACAGGGGCUAUCACAAAUCGAUACCAUGGGGAACCUCUAGCUGAAAAGAGUUCUGAUCACCCAGACUUUCGGAUCAUAGUUGUAGUUUUCAAUCGACCCCAUUCCUUGGAGCGUCUUCUUAAUUCUCUGAAUGAGGCAGAAUAUUUUGAAGACAAGGUCAUUCUGGAAGUGUGGAUUGAUAGAUCUAAAAAGGAUGGAACUGUACUUGAUGGGACGUUUGCCAUGGCCAGCAGAUUUACAUUUAAACAUGGAGAGUACAGGGUACACAACCACACAAAGCAUGUCGGUAUAUACGGUCAAUGGAUCGGAACCUGGAACCCCGCCCCUGAUUCCGAGGAAAUUGCCGUCAUUCUGGAAGACGACCUUACAGUGUCCAAACAUUUCUACCGCUGGCUCAAAAAUGUCCAUAAGAAGUAUGACAGCAUGGACAGCUUGGCUGGUUAUGCUUUACAAGGCCGCAGCAUGAAGCAUGGAGGAGCAGCAGGGAAUCUCAGGGGACCAGAUAAAGAUGUCUGCUUUCUGUACCCAAUUUUAGGAACCUGGGGUUACUCCCCUCACCGUAAGAACUGGUUUAACUUUGUGGAGUGGUACAGGAAAAAGUCCACGGACCCCUCAUUCCAACCCUUAGUCCCAGGGAUUCUACCCACCCAGUGGUGGAAGGUGUUCCAACAGAGAGGUAAAACAGAUGGAAUGUGGAGCAUGUGGCAUAUAUACCAUGCCUGGAACAACAAGUUAUGGACAUUGUACCCAAAUCUGAGAAAUUCUCAGGGCCUCACUAUUAACUGGAAGGAAGCCGGACUACACUACAAUCAAAAACAGACAGCAGAUGACAAAACAACUGAUCCUAUUCUACAGGACUGGAUUAAAGAAUAUGAUUUUCUACCAGGAGCACCAGCUAAACUGGAUGUUAAUGGCAAAAUAUUACAUUUCAAAGUUCAGUAGAAUUCUUUAAGAAAAUGAAGAAAAUAUAACUCAAAAGAAGAUAAGAAAGAUAUUUGUUAUCUUCAGUGCAUUUAAA
Molecule: messenger RNA, 1311 nt
Organism: Saccostrea cuccullata (small rock oyster)
Lineage: Eukaryota; Metazoa; Mollusca; Bivalvia; Ostreida; Ostreidae
Exons: 6
Coding region: 105-1235 (376 amino acids)
Source: RefSeq, a predicted model, not a curated record